ACAAAAAGAGGGAGACAUAGCUAUUGCGCUACAUAAAAAAAGAAAAUAAUUUUUAAAAAGACUUACACAUUUCGGCACAUGAUGUCGCUGUCCACCCAAAAGCUGAUGGAAACAAAAAAUCCUAUUCCAUUCUUGGAUUUUGCAACCAGUCAUAGAAGGAUCGGAGCCAUGUUGGUGAAGGAUGCUUGGGAGUUUAAUGACAAAAUAUUCAAGAAAACAGAUAAAUUGUGAAUGAGAAGACUGCAAGCAAUUAUUCUGCUUAUUCCACUAAGAAUCCGUCAGCGUGGGCCAUGGAGGUUUCCCAAAGAGGCGGUCUGGGAACCCGGCAGCUGCUGUUCUCUCUUCUUCUUCACACAGCUUGGGAUUGGGAGCGCCCAGGUCCAUUAUUCAGUGCUGGAGGAAGCGAAACACGGAACUUUCGUGGGGCGAAUCGCGCAGGAUCUGGGUCUGGAAGUCGAGGAGCUGGUGUCGAGAUUGUUCCGGGUGGUGUCCAAGGACCACAUGGACUACUUGGAGGUAAAUUUGCAGAAUGGCAUUUUGUUUGUGAAUUCUCGGAUUGACCGUGAGGAGCUGUGCAGCCACAGCCCAGUCUGUAGCAUCCACCUGGAAGUGAUCGUGGAAAAACCUCUGCAAAUUUUCCAUGUGGAGGUGGAGAUCAAGGACAUUAAUGACAAUCCGCCUGUGUUCCGGAAAAAGCAACAAACCGUAUUUAUUUCAGAAUCUAGACUCCUAGACUCUCGUUUUCCACUAGAGGGCGCGUUAGAUGCGGAUAUUGGCGCAAACUCUCUUCUAAAGUACCAACUUAGUCACAAUGAGUAUUUUACUUUGGACGUGAUAACUAAAAAUGACAAAAGCAUGUUGCCUGAACUAGUAUUACACAAAUUAUUGGACAGGGAGGAAACUCCAGAAAUAAGUUUGUUACUGACAGCCACUGAUGGGGGAAAGCCUGAGCUCACUGGAAGAGUUGGGCUACUUAUCACAGUCUUGGAUGUGAAUGAUAACCCUCCUAAAUUUGAUAAAUCCGGAUAUAAAGUUAAACUCUUUGAAAAUUCACCAAAUGGGACACUGAUGAUUAAACUUAAUGCUUCAGAUUCUGACAAAGGAAUCAACGGAGAGAUUUCUUAUGGAAUUAAAAUGAUUUCACCAGAAAGUGAAAAAUGCACGUUUAUUAUGAAUUCAGUUACUGGAGAUAUCCGAAUUCAUGGGGAACUUGAUUUUGAAGAUAAUAAUGCAUAUGAAAUUCAGGUAACAGCUACUGACAGGGGAGCCCCUCCCAUGGUUGGUCAUUGCACAGUCCUUUUGGAAGUCAUUGACAUCAACGAUAAUGCCCCGGAGGUGUCUGUGACAUCCCUAUCACUUCCAGUCUUAGAGGAUGCCCCACCAGGCACAGUUAUCGCCCUCAUUAGUGUGUUCGACAGAGACUCUGGAGCCAAUGGGCAGGUGACUUGCUCGUUGUCACCACCCGGGCCUUUUACUCUGGUAUCUACUUUCAAGAAUUAUUACUCACUGAUGCUAGUGACUUCUGUUGACCGUGAGACCGUGCAGGCCUAUGAGCUGGUAGUGACUGCAAGGGAUGGAGGGACCCCAGUGCUCUGGGCCACUGCUAGGGUGUCGGUGGCCAUUGGAGACGUGAAUGACAACGCACCUAUCUUCGAGCAGCCUUUAUACACCGCGUUUGUGAAGGAGAAUAACCCACUGGGAAGUCACAUCUUCACAGUAUCUGCAUUCGACUCUGAUGCUCAGGAAAACGGUCUAGUGUCUUACUUUCUAGUGGAACAGCGAGUAGGAGAACGUCUGCUCUCGAGCUACAUCUCUGUGCACUCGGAGAGCGGGAAAGUGUACGCCCUGCAGCCUCUGGACCACGAGGAGCUGGAAUUGCUGCAGUUCCAGGUGAGCGCCCGAGAUGCGGGCUUCCCUCCCCUGUGCAGCAACGUGAGCCUACAGGUGUUCGUGCUGGAUGAGAACGACAACCCGCCUGUUGUGCUGCCGCCUCACUCUAGUGUUAGCCCAGUGACAGAGCUGGUAUCACAAUCUGUGGCUGUGGGUCACGUGGUGGCGAAGAUCCGAGCUGUGGAUGCGGAUUCUGGCUACAAUGCAUGGCUGUCUUAUGAGCUGCUACCAGAGGUGGGGUUUGGGCGCAGCCCUUUCCGCGUGGGUCUGUACACGGGCGAGAUCAGCACGACGCGAGCCCUGGAGGAGUCAGAUGGCCCUCAGAAGAUACUGUUAGUCUUAGUAAAAGAUCACGGAGAGCCGGCCUUGUCUGCAACGGCCACAGUUAGUGUGUCUCUUGUGGAGAGUGGAAUGUCCGCGAAGGCAUUGUCGUUCAAUGAGGCAGGUGCAGCUGCUGGGCGGGCAGCUAAGGCUAGGGUUAGAAAGGAGGCAGCCCUGGUCGAUGUGAACGUAUACCUGAUCAUAGCUAUCUGCUCAGUGUCUAGUUUGUUGGUGCUGAGUCUGCUACUGUAUGUGGCGCUGCGGUGCUCCUCAGCUUCCCAGGCUGUGUAUGUGCCGGGGAAUUCCAGGCUGGUGUACUCUAAUGGGGUGGAGAGCUGGUCUCAUUCUCAACAGCGGCGCCAGAAGGUUUGCUCUGGAGAGGCUUUGGCCAAAAAUGAUCUCAUGGCCUUUAGCCCUAACCUUCCCCAGUCAAAUGAGGAGUCAAACAACCACUGUUUAAUUGUGAGUUACUUGUUUUUUAAUUGUAUAUUCUUUCAAAAUUUAAAAUUUAGGAUCAACAUUUUUAUGCUGAUAAACUUCCUCUUCCUAUUACAAUAAUUAACUUUGAAUAUUAAGGGGAAAUAACUGUUCUCUAAUGAUUGAAGGUCUUUAUAUUUGACCUUGACCGUCAAGGUCCAAAGCUAUGAUUAGGAGAGCAAAAAUAAUCAAGACUUUUAAACUUCUGGCUUUAUGUCUAAUCAUUUCCUUUUAUUUUUGCCAGAAUUUGUACUUUCUUCAUCUCUGCUUUUUCAUCACCUGUUGCAUAUCUCAAUUAGCCAUAAAUUCAAAUGAUUUUGAAGGCACAUACAUUUCCCUUUUUUAGCCAUAAGGUGAUUUUUUUUUUUGGUUGAUGACUCUUGUCUCUUCAGUGGUAUUUUAGACUAAGAUCCCAGUAUAUAUUACUCAAUUCAGGCAGCUGUAUGCCCCUUGGUAUUACAUAAGGUAAUUAAUACUAAUAUUUUUCCAUUUGUGAUUCAAGAGAAUGGAAGAAGGUCCCAGCAGUUUGGGUGGACCUUCUAUGACCAGUUUAUGGAAGAACGUAGACAAGAGUCACACAGAAUAGGCAAAGAAGAAUAGAUUUUAGUGGUGUCUAAAAAAGGAAUAUCAACACCAAGAGAUCAUAGAACUCUGGAAUACUACAAGAAUUCAACUAGCAAAGGACCGACUAGAGUAUAGAAGAUAAGUAUAUGUGUAUAUAUGUAUACUAGAGUAUAGAAGAUAAAAUUGGAAGCAUUGCUGUACCUCUUGGCUAUGAUAAAUUAUAUCCAAUCACUAAAUAAUACACUAGGAGGAAAUCAAAUUCUUUGUUUUGAACAUCAAAUGGUUUCAGGAUAUCAAAUACAAUUUUUUAUUUAUAUCCCUACUACUGAAUAUUAGGUGGCACCUGAAAAGUUUUAGAAUGUACUUUCCUGAGCAUCUGAUUCAUAAUGAGGUUCCUCAUCCCAUAAAAAGUUAACUGAAAUAAGGAGAUUUUAGAAAAUCAAAGAGAGAAUCUAAUAAAUUGGCUCCAUGCACAUAAUCAGAAUGAAGCAAUUCCUAUAAUACAUUCUGUAAGCUAUGAGGACAAAAUGCUUUAAAAUUAAAAAAAAAGUCUUUUGCUAAAUGUGUUAGGAGUCUUUGAUAAGGUAAACUACAACCUAAUAUGUGACUUAGUGUGUAAGUCCUAGAGAGUUCUUUGAAUUACAUAAAAGGUAAGUGAUUCAUCCAGGGUCAAAUAACUAGCAAAUUUAAGAGGCAGGAUUUGAACGCAUAUUUUGACUCCAAGUCUUGCAUUCCAUUCUUUCUAUUAUUCUGUUUUCAUACAAGACACAUUUAAUUAAAAU
This is a messenger RNA of Monodelphis domestica (gray short-tailed opossum), 4034 nucleotides long. Its product is annotated as protocadherin alpha-12-like. NCBI's taxonomy places the organism in Eukaryota, Metazoa, Chordata, Mammalia, Didelphimorphia, Didelphidae. Gene Ontology annotation, biological process: homophilic cell-cell adhesion. Gene Ontology annotation, molecular function: calcium ion binding. The record is from RefSeq and is a predicted model, not a curated record. Gene Ontology annotation, cellular component: plasma membrane.